AUGGCGAGGGCACCGUGGGUGGUUCUGUGCCUGCUGGGGCUGACCUCGCUGGCCUCGGGCUACCUGGCGGUGUUGCCCUCGAGUCUGCCGCCGGGAAGCGUCGUCUUCGAGGCGGGGGUGCGGCUGGGCGGGCGCCGGAGGUACGAGGCCUCCAGCGAGCGGACCGCCUGGUUCGCCCGGAAGCUGCUCAAGGUGCAUCCGCACACCGGCCGGGUGACCCUGUCUCGGAGCCUGAGCUGCGACGGGCUCCAGUAUCCCCGGAUCUUCACCUUCUACAUCGACUCGACGAGCUCGCGGCUGGGCAGACCGACCGUGGACUACUACAGCCUGCCACUGAGGGUUCUGGUAGCGGGCUGCGGGGGCGAGAACCAGGACCUGGCGGCCACCAGGGGUUGGGUGGCCGAGACCCUGGCCUCCUACGCGAUGCCCAGCACCGAGCGGUUCUCCGAGAUAUGCCUGCGGACGUCCCAGCUGGUGGCGGCCCUGAGGGACUUCCUGCCCCACACGGCGUUGAGGGACUGCGAGACCAGGUGGGGGGGCGUCGCCGAUCCCCGGUUCCUGGUCGAGGGAGUGGCCGGCGACCUGGUGUCCGCCUCGGAACAGUGCCUCGUGGACCCGCUCUGGAAGGUCUCGGUGUCCAUGCACCUGCGCUGCGGCUCGACGCACCUGGCCGACGCGGAACACCGGCUCAAGAUCGUCUUUCACCAUCGACAGCUGGACGACACCGACCUGGGGAGAAGGGUGCGCAGGGAGCUGCGGAACCAGUCGCCGUUCUUCGAGCAGGCGCUCUACGUGGCGGCGGUGGAGGAGGAGAGGGACGCGGGAGCGUCGGUGGCCGUCGUCCGGGCGAGGGAUCCCGAGGGGGGCGCCGUCCGCUACUCCAUGAGCUCCCUCCUGGACGCCCGGUCGCAGGCCCUCUUCCAGCUGGACCCCGUCACCGGGAGAGUCACGACCAGGGCCCGGCUGGACAGGGAAAACCUGGAGGUCCACUAUUUCCGGGUGCUGGCCGUGGACGACUCGUUCCCCCCGAGAACCGGGACCACCACCCUGCAGGUCAACGUCUUGGACACCAACGACCACGCUCCCGUCUUCGAGUGGCCCGAGUACGAGGCGUCCGUCAGGGAAGGCGUGCCCGCGGGGUCCACGGUCGUCGCCGUCAAGGCCACGGACCAGGACGCCGGGAGGAACGCCGAGGUCGAGUACUCGAUCGCGUCCACGUCCGGCGGAGGCACGACCUCCCUGACGGAGGACUCCUCCACCUUUAGGGUGGAUCCUCGGUCGGGUGUGGUCACCACCAGGACCUCCCUCGACCGCGAGAAGACAGAGGUGUACACGGUCGUCCUCGGGGCGUCGGACCUGGCGACUCCCCCGUCGGUCCGUAAGACCGCUACGACGACCCUCGUGGUGCGAGUCCUAGACGACAACGACAACUAUCCCCAAUUCUCCGAGCGCACGUACUCGGUCUCCGUUCCCGAGGACCUGGACUACACGAGCAACCCCAUCGUCGCCAGAAUCCGAGCCACCGACGCGGACAGCGGGAACAACGCCGCUCUGCGAUACGCCAUCAUCGGCGGGAACACGCAGAACACCUUCUCCAUCGACUCUCUGAGCGGCGAUGUUGCCCUCGUCAAGCCCCUGGACUACGAGUCCGCCAGGAGCUACAGAAUCGUCGUCCGGGCCCAGGACGGGGGGGUUCCGGCCAGAUCCAACACGACGCAGCUGCUGGUGCACGUCAAGGACGUCAACGACAACGCCCCGAGGUUUUACACCAGCCUCUUCCAGGAGGCGGUGUCCGAGGGGGUCCCGGUGGGGUACGCGGUGCUGAAGGUACAGGCCUACGACGCGGACGAGGGCGCCAACGCGCGGAUCGAGUACUCCAUCGGUGCCCGGGACCUCUCCGGAGCCUCCACGGAGCAUUUCCCGGUGUCCGUCAACGCGGAGACCGGGUGGAUCUAUACCACCGAGCAGCUGGAUCGGGAGCGAUGCUCCAAGUACCAGUUCACUGUGAUCGCCAGCGACGCCGGGGAGCCCCCGAGGGCCGCCAGCGCGACCGUCGUCCUGACCAUCACCGACGUCAACGACAACGACCCCUUCUUCGAGCCCAAGAACUACGAGGCCGUGGUGUCCGAGGACGACCCACCGGGGACGCCGGUGGCCUCCGUCACCGCCACCGACCCCGACGAGGACGCGAGGAUCCACUACGAGCUGACGGCCGGCAACACCCGGGGCCGUUUCUCCGUCACCUCCCAGAACGGAAGGGGCCUCGUCACCGUGGCCCAGCCCCUGGACUACAAGCAGGAGAAGCGGUUUGUCCUCACCGUCACCGCCUCCGACUCCGGGGGCCGAACCGACACUGCGCUCGUCUACGUUAACGUGACGGACGCCAACAACUUUGCCCCCGUCUUCGAGAACGCCCCGUAUUCGGUCUCCGUCUUCGAGGACGCCCCCGUGGGCACGACCGUCCUGGUGGUGAGCGCCACGGACUCGGACGUCGGGCAGAACGCUCAGGUGACUUACGUCCUGGGGACGGACACCGUCGACCAGGAGGCCCCGGAGUUCGCUAUCAACCCCCAGACGGGGGCCGUCACCACGACCAGGACCCUGGACCGCGAGCAGGUCUCGGGCUAUCUACUGACCGUCACGGCUAGGGACGGAGGGGUGCCGCCCCUCUCGGACACGACCGACGUGGAGAUCUCCGUGACCGACGUCAACGACAACGCGCCCGUUUUCGAAGCCCCCCAGUACCAGGGCUCGGUCCCCGAGGACGCUCUGGUGGGCACAAGCGUGCUCCGGGUCGCCGCCAGCGACGCCGACGUGGGCCUGAACGGGCGGGUGAGGUACGCCCUCGAGGACGACGGGGAUGCCUCCUUCGCGAUCGACCCCACGACCGGCGUGGUCCGCACGUCCAAACCCCUGGACCGAGAGUCCGUCGCCAGGUACGUCCUGAAGGCCGUGGCCGUCGACCGGGGCUCUCCUUGCCUGUCCUCCGUCGUCCCGAUCGUCGUCAAGAUCGAGGACGUCAACGAUUCGCCCCCGGCCUUCGAGAGCGACAAGAUAAUCCUGUACAUCGCCGAGAACUCCCCGGUGGGCUCCACCGUGGGCGAGAUCUACGCCCACGACCCCGACGAGGGGCCGAACGCUGUGGUGCAGUACUCCGUCAUCGGCGGGGAGGACGCCAACGGCUUUGCCCUGAACACCAGGCCCGGAGCCGACCGCGCGGAGCUCGUCACCCUCGAGGAGCUGGACUACGAAUCGCCGAAGAAGAGGUUCGAGCUGUACGUGCGAGCCGCCUCUCCGCCCCUCAGGUCUGACGUCCUGGUCCAGGUCCUGGUGACGGACGUCAACGACAACGCGCCGGUCCUCAAGGAUUUCCGGAUCAUCUUCAACAACUUCAAGGACUUCUUCCCCAAUGGGCCCAUUGGCAGGAUCCCGGCCUUCGACGCCGACGUGACGGACAAGCUGGUGUACUCCAUCCUGGCCGGGAAUAACGCCAACCUCGUGACCCUGAACAGGACCUCCGGGGAGAUCAGCCUGUCGCCCCAGCUCAACACCAACGUUCCUCGCAUCGCCACCAUGGAUGUCUCCGUGACGGACGGCGUCAACGAGGCCAAGGCCACGAUGACCCUCUCGGUCCGGCUGAUCACCGACGAGAUGCUCCUCAACUCCAUCACCGUCAGGCUGGACGACAUGACGGUCGAGGCCUUCCUGAGUCCUCUGCUGGGCUACUUUCUGGACGGGCUCGCGGCCAUAAUCCCCUGUCCCCGGGAAAACGUCUUCGUCUUCAACGUCCAGGAGGACGCCGACGUGCACGGCAAGAUCCUGAACGUGAGUUUCUCUGCGCGCAGAGUCGAGCCCGGGACCGCCGACGAGUUCUACAGCCCGCAGUUCCUGCAGGAGAGGGUGUACCUGAACCGCGGAAUCCUGGCGCGGCUCGCCACAGUGACGGUCCUCCCGUUCGACGACAACCUGUGCGUCCGGGAGCCCUGCCUGAACUUCGAGGAGUGCGUGACGGUCCUCAAGUUCGGGAACGCGUCCGGCUUCGCCAGCAGCGACACCGUGCUCUUCCGACCCAUCUACCCGGUCACUACGUUCGCCUGCGACUGCCCCCGGGGGUUCACCGGGAGUCUGGAGGCGUUCCUCUGCGACACCGAGGUGAAUCUGUGCUACUCGAAUCCCUGCAAGAACGGAGGCACCUGCCACCGGAGAGAGGGCGGCUACACCUGCGCCUGCGGCGAGUCCUUCACCGGGCCAGAGUGCGAGGUUUCUCUGGCCGAGGACACCUGCGCUCCGAACUGGUGCAAGGGCGGCUCCCAGUGCCUGACCCGGACCGACGGCGGCUUCCUCUGCGAGGCUUGCCCGGUUCCCUCCAAGGAGGACGCGACCCCCCUCUGCGAGCUCAGAGCCCGGAGCUUCGGGCCCUCCACCUUCCUGACGUUCCCCUCCCUGAGGCAGAGGUACCGACUGCACCUGCGGCUCCGGUUCGCCACGGAGGCCACGGAUGGGGUGCUGCUGUACAACGGGAGAUACAACGAGCGGCACGACUUUGUCGCCCUGGAGAUCGUCGACUCCCGGGUGCGGUUCAGCUUCUCGCUGGGAGACGAGGUCACCGAGGUGAGCGCCGGCGUCCCCGGGGGAGUCUCCGACGGCCGAUGGCACUCGGUGGAGGUGUCCUACGUCAACCGGACGGUCACGAUCGCCCUGGACGACUGCGACGUCGCCCUGGCCCUCAAGUACGGCGACCGCCUCGGCCGGAAGUGGGCCUGCGCGGGGAGGAGCGAGCGAGUCCUGGAGCCCCGGUGCGGUCUCGUCACGGAGUCCUGCCUUCGUUUCCUCGACCUGACGGGGCCCCUGCAACUCGGCGGCCUGCCGGCCAUCCCCACGACCUUUCAGAUCGAGAACAGGGACUUCGUGGGGUGCAUCGGCGAUCUGCGCGUCGACCACGAGUUCGUGGACCUGAACUCCUUCGUGGCCGACAACGGGACCGCCGCAGGCUGUCCCGAGAAGAGGCCCUUCUGCGCCUCGGCGCCCUGCCGGAAUGACGGAGGUUGUCGGGAGGUCUGGUCGGGGUACGUCUGCGAGUGCCGGGAGGGCUUUGCCGGCCCCACCUGCGCCGAGGAGGUGGAGAAGCCCUGGCGGUUCCGUGGGGACGGGCUCCUCGGAUUCAACCCCCUCCUCAGGCCCAUCCAGCUGCCUUGGGUGACGGCCCUGAGUCUCCGCACCAGGAGGGAAAGCGCCUUCCUGAUGAGCGUGCAAAUCGGACAGAACGGCACGGCGACUCUGGCCUUGGACGAGGGCAGAGUGGUGGCGUCCCUGGACGGGGUCGAGGUCAUCCGCUCCGGGACCGGCGUCGCCGACGGGGAGUGGCACAGGGUGGAGGUGUCCUGGCGGAGCGGCCACGCGGCUCUGGAUCUGGACUACAGGAGCAGGCCGCUGGUCUCCCCGCUGCCCGCAAAGCUCCAGGGGCUCUAUGUGGGCAGGAUCCUCGUGGGCGGGCCGGACCAGCCCCUGGCGGGCGAUUUGCCCUCCUUCGACGGGUGCGUGCAGGACAUCCGGAUUGGGACCAAUCAGAGCGUCCUUCAGAGACCCACCGUGCAGGAGAACGUCGGGGUGGGCUGCGAGACCGACGAGGAGUGCGACGCCGACUGCCCCGAGACCACGACCUGCCUCACAGGGUGGGAGUCCAGCAGGUGCGAGUGUCUACCCGGCAGGGUGGGUCGCGACUGCCGGCCCGUCUGCGAUCUGAGUCCCUGCAGCGAGGCGGGCACCUGCGUCGAGGACGGCUCCGCGGCGAAGGGGUACGUCUGCGAGUGCCCCUCGGAGGAGUACUCGGGCGAGUACUGCGAGAUCCGGGCCGAGCAGCCCUGCCCCGCGACCUGGUGGGGCUCCCCCGUCUGCGGGCCCUGCCACUGCGACGAGUCCAGGGGGUACGACCCCGUCUGCAACAAGACGACCGGCGAGUGCUACUGCAAGGAGAACCAUUACCAACCUCCAGGUGAAAAGGAGUGUAUCCCCUGCGAGUGCUACGCCACCGGGAGCUUCGGGCCCAGGUGCGAUUCCGAGACCGGGCAGUGCAGGUGCAGGACGGGAGUCAUCGGGAGGUCCUGCACCGACUGCCCCAACCCGUACGCGGAGGUCACUCUGAGGGGCUGCGAGGUCGUCUACGACGGGUGUCCCAAGUCCUUCUCGGAGGGACUGUGGUGGCCCCGGACCAAGUUCGGGACCCUGGCCGUCGAGGACUGCCCCGCGACCGCCGAGGGGAGGGCCUCCAGGUCCUGCGACGACAAACUCGGCGGAUGGCAGGACCCCGACCCGUUCAACUGCACCUCCGAGGGCUUCGUGGAACUCCGCCAUCAGCUCGCCGCGCUGGAGGACGAGGAGCUGACCGUCAAUACGUACGUCGCGAUGAAGAUGGCCGCCGACCUGCACCGAGCGGUCAACGUCACCAAGUCCAUGUACGGGGCCGACCUGUUGGUGGCCGAAUCUCUGCUCACGGCGCUCCUCGAGUACGAGGAGAGCCUCGCCGGGCUGAACCUCACCCAUAGUCAGGACAAGGACUACGUUUCCCACCUGGUCGGCGUGGCAAGCGCCGUCCUGAGGGCGGCGCACCUGAAAAACUGGAACAGGAUCGAGGCGCUGACCAAGGACGGUCCGGACGUCGUCCUCGGGGCGAUGGCCAAUUACCUUAAGACGCUCGCCGCCACGCAGCACGACACCUUCACCAGCCCCUUCGAGGUCGUCGACGCGAACGUCGUACUCGGCCUGGACGUGGUGACCUCGGAAAGCCUCUUCGGCUACGAAGCCACGGAGUACAAGGAAGAUCCCACCCUUUCCACGGCCAGGCCGUCCGAGGCGGACCAGAAGGUCAUUCUACCGGACACCUCGGCCUUCUUGACCUCGCCCGUCCAUCUGGGACCUUCCAUCGGGUUCCCCAAGUACAACAACUACAUGGCCGACCCGAAGAGGUUCGACCCCUAUUCCAGGAUUCAGGUGCCAUUGAGCCUCCUCGGGAUCAAACCCCUGGCGCAGGGAGAACUCAACGCGAAGAACAGUCUAAAUAAUCAAAAGGCCGUUUUGAGCUACGUGCAAUACAGGGAAUUGGGUGCCCUGCUUCCUAGACGAUUUGACGAUUCCGUGGCAGGGCGAUGGGGGGUCGAGGUCGCCGUAGGGUCUCCCGUCUUGACGGUGUCGGUCCUGGUUCCAACGGAAAGUGGCUACGAGUCCAUCACGGGAAUUCCUUUGCAAUCGCCCGUUCAGAUACGGCUGUGGCUCAACGCGGAGGAUCGCCUCAAGACUAGGACGAAUCCGCAGUGCGUGCACUGGAGCACAGCCAGAGGGAUCGGCGAAUGGAGUCGCAUGGGCUGUACCACCGAAGUCGAAGACGCGUCCUCGAUCGCGGGUUCCAUCGUGAACUGCUCCUGUCUCCAGUUGUCAACGUUCGCGGUCCUCACCGACGUCCUGGACCUCGAAUACGUUCCGGAGCCCUCUCUUCUGGAAGACGUCACCAGCUAUAGCGCGUUCAUGCUGGCCUUGCCCCUGCUCUUGUCGGCUCUGCUCAUCCUGGCUUUAAUCCGCGGAGGCGGGACGAACUCGAACAGCAUCCACAAGAAUCUCGUUUUCUGCGUCUUCUUGGCGGAGACGCUGUAUCUCGUCGCCCUGAAGGCCAGAAAUCCGCUGGUUUCCAACGAGUUCCCCUGCAAGCUGACCGCGAUCGGUCUGCACUACGCCUGGCUCAGCUCAUUUGCCUGGGCCCUGGUCGACUCGGUUCAUCUCUACCGAAUGCUGACCGAGAUGAGAGACGUCAAUCACGGGCAGAUGAGGUUCUAUUACACCAUGGGCUAUGGCAUGCCUGCCGUCAUCGUCGGGUUGACCAUCGGCGUCCGAGCCGACCAGUACGGCAAUUUCUACUUCUGCUGGCUCUCGAUAUACGAGACCGUCGUCUGGGCCCUGAUAGGUCCCGUCUGCGCGGCCGUUCUGGUAAACCUCUGCAUCCUGGUGAUGUCGGUGCGCGCGGCCUUCACUCUUCAGGAACACAUAAUGGGCUUUGGCAACUUGCGGACGUUACUGUGGCUGUCCGUUGCAUCUUUACCGCUGCUUGGGACGACCUGGGCCUUGGCAGUCCUCGGGGCGUCCGAGAACUCGCCGACGUUGUCCUACUUGCUCAGCGUGUCCGUCGUCGCUCACGCGGCUUUUAGUCUGAUCGGCUACUGCUUCGUAAACGGCAGAGUGAGAAGAAACUUGUACCUGAGCCUACUUAAGUGCAUGGGCAAAAAGUCGCCGCUGCUGGAGGGCAGCAUGGGUAACGGCAGCAGCAGUCAAAACGUCAACGGGCAUUCGCGGUCCGCUUUGGCGUACUCCUCGGCGUACAGCGGGGCCGAAUCCAUGUGCAGAAGGGUCCACGUGGGCGUCUCCACGAGCAGCACGACCUCGCGUAGCACCAACAAGACGGGCUCGAGUCCGUACAGAAGCGACGCUCACUUGAGACACACCUCGACGUCGACCAGCAAUUACAACAGCGAUCGCGACCCUUACCUGUCGUCCAGGAAUCACCACUCGGUCUUGCACGCCAGACAAGAUGCCAACGAGCCUCGGGGUCAGCGAAGAGACUCCGAAUCGGACUCGGACGGAUCCCAGGGAGAAGGCGGGGGAAGAAGCUUGGACCUGGCCAGCUCGCACAGCUCGGACGACGAGGACGUCACCUCCAGGUCGCACAAAAACAUGGGCGUCUCGGUGCAGCAGCCGGUCUCGCACAGCUACCUGCCGAAUAUCCACGACAAUCCUGCCGACCACCUGAACAUACUUUGCUCGAACACGGAGCUCUUUCCGAACAUAAAGCCUAUCUACGCGCCUAGGUGGAGCUCGCAGCUGCCGGAAGCGUACCUGCCAUCCAAUGUUGACGCCCGAGGGAGCCAAUGGUCGGGCGGCACCGUGUCCGACAACGAGAUGGCGUCGAACAAGACUUCGAGUCCAAACCCCCUGCCUUAUCCGGACAUGAACUCGCCCCAGAAGAACCAGACCGACGAGAAUUACUCCGAGGGCGAAGAGAAGCUCCACCACCUCGGGGAGAAGUAUCUGUUCCCCUAUACUGCCGAGGAGGACCACACCGUCUCCCCCACCCCGUACAUGCUCUCCAUGUCCUCCCGAAUCCUGGCCUCGAGCAUGAGCCACCAUUCCCAGCACUCGAACCACGAGAACCUCAGCGGCUCCGAGAGGUACGGGAGCCUGAAGAGAGGGCAGAGUCUCCACGGAUCUCGGCAGGACAAUCUGAGCGGCUCCGAACGGUACGGGAGCCUGAAGAGGGGCAAGGUCACUCCCACCGUUUUGGAGGACUCCCCCGAGUACAUCCUUCCCCUGAGCGGCAGGAUACUCUCGAGCUCGUUGACGCACGAUCUGCAACACAGCAAUGAAUUAGCGGCACUAAGGCAGCAGCAACCGUCGUACGAGCAAACCAUCACGGAAACAGAGAAGGAUACUAACGCCGAAACGUCCGUCUGACAAUCUCCGAAUUGCAAGCAACUACCGUACAAAGUAACGUUCUAGGAUAGUCAUUAACAUGCAGCGAAUCGAAAGACCUUUAGUACAUUUAGGAAUACGUAUAUUUUAAGCAGUGGCCAUGACUGUACUUAAAGCCACAAUGAUUAGCGUGCAUGUGCGAGUGCCUGUUGACGUAACGCCCACAUCGUAAUUUCGAUUCGGAUCAUUUCGAACCCCAUUUCGAAUGAUUUAGCUCGAGCACUUGGAUUUAAGCGACGACCGGGCUCAUCAGCGAUUGCCGAUCAUCGCGCGUAGCGGUACACAGGUUUCCAGUGAUACGUUUUAGUUAGAAGUGACCGACUAACGGCAAUCGCGCAGACUGGACACCCGGGAAAGAUGAUCUCUAGCUCGUUUAAUCGAAAGGCUUCGUAGCAAAACUAUCCUCGAGUAAAGAACGCGGAUUGUAGAGCUUCUCAAUUGUAAAUUAAUUCAGGGGGAAAGAGUGGGGAGUAUAAUUACGUACGGUGUACCGAACUCGUAGACCUAGGUAAAGAGUAUCUUCGAAUGGAUUUGCUACGCAGCCCUUUGAUCGCUCUCGUACUUAAAGUAAUCAUUCCUUUGUACCUUACCUCUUAGCUCCACUAUUGUGCAAUGUAUACAUUCCACGUUUCUUUAGAGUAUUCUUUUUAUACAUCUUUCGUACCGUUUGCAAUUUUAUUUACGCGCAAGAAGGACGUAGUACUUAAACGCGGCAUCGCGUAAUACUCAAACCAUGUAUAUAUUUGUACGGAGAAACGUGACAAAAUACAUAAUUUAUAUACCCGCG
Orussus abietinus is the source of this 10297-nucleotide messenger RNA. It is a transcript of the gene stan, whose product is annotated as protocadherin-like wing polarity protein stan. Gene Ontology annotation, molecular function: calcium ion binding; G protein-coupled receptor activity. Gene Ontology annotation, cellular component: plasma membrane. Gene Ontology annotation, biological process: G protein-coupled receptor signaling pathway; cell surface receptor signaling pathway; homophilic cell-cell adhesion. The record is from RefSeq and is a predicted model, not a curated record. Bases 1 to 9492 code for a protein of 3163 amino acids. The transcript is spliced from 9 exons. Lineage: Eukaryota; Metazoa; Arthropoda; Insecta; Hymenoptera; Orussidae.